AUGGUCUACGUACGGCAAAAGGAGCUCCCGGCGCUCAGGGAGUACAAGUACUCUGGAGUUGACCAUUCGCUGCUCUCCAAAUAUGUUCUCAAGCCUUUCUACACCAAUUUCGUUAUAAAGUGCUUCCCCAUGAGCAUGGCCCCUAACGCCAUCACCCUAACGGGCUUUUCUUUUGUCGUCGCAAACUUUCUGGCCAUGUUGUGGUACACGCCCUCGCUGGACCAGGAUUGUCCCCCGUGGGUAUACUACUCUUGGGCGCUGGGAUUAUUCCUGUAUCAAACGUUUGACGCUGUAGAUGGAACCCAAGCACGACGAACCCGGCAAUCCGGACCUCUUGGCGAGCUCUUUGACCAUGGCGUGGACGCUUGUAACACAUCACUCGAGGUCCUCCUCUUUGCCGCUUCUCAGAACAUGGGACAAAGCUGGCAGACUGUGGCCGUGCUGUUCGCAUCUCUCUUGACCUUCUACGUUCAGACCUGGGAGACCUACCACACCAAGACUCUGACUCUCGGCAUUGUUAACGGUCCCGUUGAGGGCGUUCUCGCAAUCGUCUUGGUUUUCGUCUUUACCGGAUAUGUCGGCGGUGCGCAUUUCUGGCAACAGAGCAUGUUCCAAACCAUUGGUGUGCCUUCCACCGUCGGCGUACCUUCUUUCAUCUACAACCUCACCUUCACUGAGUGGUACCUUGUCCAGGGCAGUAUUAUGCUGGUUUUCAACACCGUUGAAUCUUCUCUCAACGUCAUCCGUGCUCGUCGUGCUCGUGGAGACCGUUCCCGUGGUGCUCUCCUCGGCCUCGUGCCGUUCUUCAGCAUUUGGUCUAUGAUCGUUGCCUAUCUAUACCUCCAGCCCACGAUUCGCCAGUGCCAUCUCGUCCCGUUUGCCCUCUUUGCUGGCCUUGUCAAUGCUUACAGUGUUGGGCAAAUGAUCACAGCACACCUUGUCCAUUUGCGAUUCCCUUACUGGAAUGUGCUGGGUCUACCCCUCGCUUUCGGUGUCAUCGACUCCUUGGGACCCAUCUUCCAACAACAUCUUGGCGUCGGUUGGCCUAGUGCUCUUGGUGAUAGUGUUUACCAGGUUGCUUUCAUGUUCAUGAUGCUCGGAACGGCUGUUGGUGUGUAUGGCAGCUUCGUUGUUGAUGUCAUCGUCACAAUCUGCGAUUAUCUUGACAUCUGGUGCCUGACCAUCAAGCAUCCCCAUGUUGAGAACGAAGGACCCCAGGCCAACGGCACUAAGAAGGAUUAG
Fusarium poae is the source of this 1242-nucleotide messenger RNA. RefSeq lists its product as uncharacterized. Lineage: Eukaryota; Fungi; Ascomycota; Sordariomycetes; Hypocreales; Nectriaceae. Gene Ontology annotation, molecular function: phosphotransferase activity, for other substituted phosphate groups. Gene Ontology annotation, cellular component: membrane. The transcript is spliced from 3 exons. The record is from RefSeq and is a predicted model, not a curated record. Bases 1 to 1242 code for a protein of 413 amino acids. Gene Ontology annotation, biological process: phospholipid biosynthetic process.